AUGGCUGAGGCUAUCCUGGAGGUUGUGCUUGAGAAUUUGAGCAAAUUCCUUGAGAAUGAGCUUGGCUUAUUUCUGGGUGUCAAUCAAGAGAUGAGAAGACUCAGUGGCACACUUUCAACAAUCUGGGCUGUGCUUGAAGAUGCCGAGGAAAAGCAAGUCACUGACAAGGCUAUAAGAAAUUGGCUGCAAAAGCUGAAAAAUGCAGCUCACUUUCUUGAUGACAUAUUGGACGAGUGUGCAACAGAAGGACUUCGAUUUCAGUAUGAAAGACAAAAUUGUAGAUCAACAAACAGGGUAAGACAUUCUUUCUUAUCCUCAUUGCAUCCAGUGAGCAUUCUUUUCCGCUACAAAAUUGCUAGGAAAAUGAAAAAUAUGAGGGUGUUGUUGGAUGAAAUUGCUGAUGAAAAGCGCAAGUUUCAUUUGUGUGAGACAGUUAUCCAGAGGAAAAAUGAAGUGAUGGAAUGGCGUCAAACCGGUCCAGUUAUUUCUCAACCUCAGCUCUAUGGAAGAGAAGGAGAUAAGGAAAGAGUUGUGGAUUUUUUGGUCAGUCAGGCCUCAAGCUUUGAUGGUUUAUCAGUGUAUCCCAUAGUUGGGAUGGGUGGACUGGGAAAAACAACUCUGGCACAACUUGGGUUCAAUGAUGAGAAGGUAACGAAACAUUUUCAGUUGAAGAUCUGGGUAUGCGUUUCACAGAAUUUUGAUGUUAAGAAAAUGUUAAAAGCUAUCAUGGAAUCAGCCAUUGGGCAUAGCUGUGAGUCGCUGGAUUUAGAUCCCCUGCAGAGAAAAAUUCAAGAGACUCUUCAAAGAAAAAGAUACUUAAUUGUUUUGGAUGAUGUGUGGAAUGAUGACCCAGAGAAAUGGGAUAGGCUGAAAUGCGUCCUGUCUUGUGGAUCAAGAGGUUCCUCCAUUAUUGUCACAACUCGGCUAGCAAGGGUAGCAUCCAUCAUGGAAACCCAGACUUCUCAUCAGUUAUCUGGUUUAUCCAUUGAUGAUUGCUGGGAAUUGUUCAAGCAACGUGCCUUUGGACCAGACAAGAAAGAACAUGCACAGCUAGCGGACAUAGGAAAGGAGAUAGUGAAAAAGUGUGGUGGCGUGCCUCUUGCUGCAAAAGCAUUAGGAGGCCUCUUACGCUUCACAAGGGAGGAGAUCGUGUGGCUCAAUGUCAAGGAAAGCAAAUUGUGGAAUCUGCCGCAGGAUGAAAACUCCAUCUUAUCCGCCUUGAGAUUAAGCUAUUGGAACUUGCCAUUCAAAGUAAGACCUUGCUUUGCCUAUUGCGCCAUUUUCCCCAAAGGUAAAGAAAUUAAUAAGCAUUUGCUAAUUCAACUUUGGUUGGCUAAUGGGUUCAUAACACCCCACGGAAAGUUGGAUGUAGAAGAUGUGGGCAAUGAGAUGUGGAAAGAAUUGUAUUGGAGAUCAUUUUUCCAAGAUAUUCAGACAGAUGAAUUUGGUAUCGUUGCAAGUUUCAAGAUGCAUGAUCUGGUUCAUGAUCUUGCCCAAUCAGUCAUGAGAGAAGAAUGUCAUAUUCUGGACAACACAUGCUCUGGUGAUUUGUCAGAAAAAACUCGCCAUCUCUCUGCUCCUAUCUAUCGACUGAGAAGAUCUCAUUUUGGUUUGUCAGAAAUACCCAAAUCUUUGCGCACCAGCUUGCAUGUAUCAAAUGCAGUUUCUUCUGUCUCCCUACUGAUGAAAUGUACUUCUUUGAGAGCCCUUCAUGAGAGUGGCAGUGAGACAAUAACAGAUUUGCCAUCUUCAAUAGGGAAUUUGAAGCAUCUGAGGUAUCUGAACUUGAGUGGUACUCAAAUAAAAAAACUCCCCAAGUCAAUUUGCAGUUUGUGGAAUCUGCAGGUUUUGAUUUUGAGUUAUUGUUGGAAUCUCAGGAAGUUGCCUAAACGCAUGAAUCACCUUAAAGGUCUACAAGAAUUAAUGUUAGAUGGCUGCAGUUCGUUAACUAGCAUGCCCCCUGGUAUUGGUCAAUUAACUUCUCUGAGGAUCUUGACUCGCUACAUUGUUGGCAAAGACCCAGGCCUUCAAAUCAGUGAACUAGGGCGCUUGAACCUGCAAAAUAAUCUAACUAUAGAGCAUUUGGAGAGAAUCAGAAGAGUAAUAGAUGCCAAAGAAGCAAAUUUGGUAAGCAAGAAGCUGAAAGAGUUAUCUUUGUCAUGGGAUGCCAACAUUGAAUCAAGCACGAAAGAAAAUGCUGAGCAGAUGCUUGAAGCCCUUGAACCACAUGCAAAACUCUCAAGUCUGCAUGUAGAGGGAUAUAGAGGUGCCUAUAUGGCACAAUGGAUGAGUAACCCUAGUUUUGAACACUUGUUUUCAAUGAACCUUGUAAGUUGCCAUAACUGUCUAGAACUCCCACGACUGGGGAAACUCCCAUCUCUGAAGCAUCUAAGAUUAUCUGGUAUGUAUCGGAUUCCAUGCAUCAACAAUGAAACCAACAACAGAGUAAAGGCUUUCCCAUCACUUGAAAGUCUUGAGCUCUGUGAUCUAGUAAACUUGGAAUAUCUGUGCGAAGAUAACAUAGGAGGGAAUUUUCCAUGUCUUUCUAGGAUGUUCAUUUCUCGGUGCCCCAAGUUGGCCUUGCCUGUUCUUCCAUCUGUCAAAGAUCUAGUUCUAAUUGACUGCAAGGAAGUGUCUUUGAGCUCAAUCUACAAUCUCUACAAUCUAAGAUUCCUUCAAAUUUCUGCUUCCCAAGAACUGACCACAUUCCCACCGAGGAUGUUGAGAGGCCUUAGAGAUUUAGAGCAGUUAAACAUCACUUACUGCUCUGAACUGGAAUCAUUUCCAGGGCAAAUGUUAGAAGGUCUGCACUGUCUCCGAGCAAUCAAGAUUGAUUCUUGCCAGAAGCUGAAGUCUUUGUGGGAAGGUUUUGAGGACCUUUCUUCGCUAGAAACUUUGGAAAUCAUAGAAUGUAGGGAACUAGCAGCAUUGCCAAAUGGUAUCAUUCACCUUACAUCUUUACAACGUUUAGUCAUAACUUCCUAUGUGGGUGGAGCCAUGGGCGCUAUGAUUCCUGUUAAGUUGGAAACAUUACCAGAGCCAUUAGGACACAUUUCUUCACUGCAAUAUCUCAAGAUAAGUGCACUUCAAAAUUUGGCAUCUUUACCUGAAUUGGGAAACCUUGUAUCUCUUCGAACCUUAGAGGUUAGUCACUGCCCAAAGUUGCUAUCUCUUCCUGCAAGUAUUCAACGACUCGCCAACUUGCUGGAGUUGAAGUUAAAGAGUUUGCGAAAUCUUGCAUCCCUGCCUAAUGAGUUGGAGGGCCUUGCUUCUCUGGAAAUGUUACUUGUUGAAGAUUGUCCAAAUUUGCCUUCCCUUCCCAUGAGCAUUCAAAGCCUCCCCAAUUUGAAGAGUUUGGCUAUAGCGGAUUGCCCUGAACUACAGAGGAGAUAUAAGAAGGAAACAGGAGAAUAUUGGCACAAGAUAGCACACAUCCCUUGUGUUAAGUUUUAUCCCAAAGCUAGACCCCCCAAGACCAAGAGGCGCGAAUAG
This is a messenger RNA of Neltuma alba, 3492 nucleotides long. Its product is annotated as disease resistance protein RGA2-like. The coding region runs from base 1 to 3492 and encodes 1163 amino acids. Lineage: Eukaryota; Viridiplantae; Streptophyta; Magnoliopsida; Fabales; Fabaceae. The record is from RefSeq and is a predicted model, not a curated record. Gene Ontology annotation, molecular function: ADP binding; protein binding. The transcript has a single exon.